Molecule: messenger RNA, 3518 nt
Organism: Triplophysa dalaica
Lineage: Eukaryota; Metazoa; Chordata; Actinopteri; Cypriniformes; Nemacheilidae
Gene: sesn4
Product: sestrin 4
Exons: 9
Coding region: 150-1478 (442 amino acids)
Biological process (GO): regulation of response to reactive oxygen species; cellular response to L-leucine; cellular response to leucine starvation
Cellular component (GO): nucleus
Molecular function (GO): oxidoreductase activity, acting on peroxide as acceptor; L-leucine binding
Source: RefSeq, a predicted model, not a curated record
CUGUGUCAGUCAAGCGAUUUUUCGCCCAGUGACACUGCAGCUGUGUGUCCGGACAUGUAGAGCUCAUAGCGGCUUGGCCUUUGUUAGCGGGUCGGUGAAAGAACCGAGAAAGCUAGAGGAGCCGCAUUCAUGCACUUACAGAGAGGAAAAUGAUCAUCUGUACAAAAAAUAUGGAUUAUCGCCUCGGAACUCAGUGCCAGUUGGUUCAAAAUCAGGUGAUGGUGAACUCUGAGAAAGACCGUGCUUCUCUGUUGCGUGUUAAGGCUUUGGCCAGCAGGGGGCGUCUGGACACGGUGUCUCAGCAGAUGGCCUCCCAUCCACAGUACCUGGAGAGUUUCCUGCGAACCCAGCACUACAUCCUCUAUAUGGAUGGCCCGUUGCCCCUGCCUUACCGCCAUUACAUUGCCAUCAUGGCUGCAGCACGGCAUCAUUGUAGUUACUUGGUGUCUUUGCACUCGGCUCAGUUCCUGCGUGUAGGCGGAGACCCGUCAUGGCUUCAGGGGCUGGAGGCAGCGCCCCCGCGUCUACAACAGCUCGACCACAUCAACAAGGUCCUGGCCCAUCAACCCUGGCUCACAGCUCGCACACACAUACAGGCGCUACUCAAAACAGGAGAGCAGUGCUGGUCUCUGGCUGAGCUGGUACAGGCGGUGGUUCUUCUGGCCCACUGUCACUCGCUUUGUAGUUUUGUUUUUGGUUCCGGUUCAGACCCGGACAUCGCGGCCACUUCCAGGGUCCCUCACGGCACGCCCCCAGGCUUCUGUCUCUGUGACGCUGCUAACGGAAAUACGGCCCUAUCACCAGCCCCUGCUGCACCCCCUGAAAAAACACAACGGCGAAGGUCCCUAGACUCCAGCUGUGAGGUCGCUUGCUUUCGAGAGCAAAUCCAAAAAGAGGAGAAGGAACGAAAAGGAGAUCGAAUAGGAGUGUCACAGACACUCCCACAUGCAGAUGCAGAGGAAGAGGAGGAGGCGAUGUGCUCUGCUGACCCCUCCCGCUUCGUCACGGAUCCAGAAUUCGGAUACCAGGAAUUCACCCGACGGGAGGAGGACCAUUUCCAAGUAUUUCGAGUGCAGGACUACUCGUGGGAGGAUCACGGCUUCUCGCUGGUCAACAGGUUGUACUCAGAUAUAGGCCACUUGCUAGACGAGCGGUUUCGCAAUGUGGCUUCCCUCCCUUUCCCUCAUAGCCCCGACCUCAAAAGAGCCAUCUGGAACUAUAUUCAUUGCAUCUACGGCAUAAGGUAUGAUGAUUAUGAUUACGGGGAAGUUAACCGAUUGAUGGAGCGUGGCAUGAAACUUUAUAUAAAAGCCCUGGCCUGCUAUCCCGACUCCAGCAAGACCCCUCUGUGUCCGCUCUCCUGGGCUCCUAUCAAAGCUUCAGAGAAGGUCCAUGUAAAUGUAUUGGUGAUGGAGGCACGUCUGCAGGCCGAGCUGCUGUAUGCGCUCAGAGCCAUCACUCAAUACAUGAUCGCGUAGGACACAAGUAUUUAACGCCACAGAGACACAGUGUGACACAAUCGCAUGGGACAAUAGAGGAAAAUCACAGAUGGAGAAGUAAUACGAACGCGAGAUCUGUCACUUCUAUAUGUGUUGUGUCUGUGAUACAUGGCGAGUUUACUGGCGUGACACAAGGUACUUUUGUGAAACAAUUCUUUGCCAAAGGAGAAACUUUAGGAAAAACGGUGCAAAGCAAUCUUUCCUGUCAUUUCUGCAUGUUUUCCCUUCUGCUUUGUUUCUAUAGUGUUCUGUGAGUGUACUCUUCAUUUUCUACCUUUUUUAGUAUCAUUAUCUCGGAUUGUUAAUGUGCAAUUAUUUUUAUUCAGUUGUUAUUAAUAUUUUCCUCGUUGUUUGUUUGUUUUUGUUGUCGAAAGAAAGAAGUGUCCAACUGUUUGAUUCCAAGGUAUCGGUUUCUUGGAAGGGUCUAAGCCAAUUGAGUCACUGUUUACAGGAUAUGAGUGAGAGGACAAAUGUGUUUGCUUAACAUGGCUUUCAUAUGUUAAAUGUUGAACAGUGAGAUCAGAGCAAAAUUUAACAAAGGGUAUGAAAAUGCCUGAUACUUUGGUUUUAAUUAGCACUUUUAAGACAGUAUGUAGAUUAUCUCCAUAAGCUUUAUUCGGCACACAAUUUGUCCAAGUAGCAUUUUUCACUCAUUUAGAUUAAAAAAUGAUGAUGUGUACGGAUAAUCACGCCUGUUGCACAGGCGGUAUAAAUAUCGAUGUGGGUACAUUCAUAGGUUUUGUAACACCUGGUCUAAUUAUUCAUCUCAAACUUAACAAUGGCAAUGUUUAAUUUGGACAGUCAAAUGCUUACAUUGCAUUCAAAUUUUCUUUAUUUGGUCUCUCGUGGCAGACAAUCUGUUUACCUGCUCUAUACAGACUGCCCUGUUAACGCACUAAAUAAUUAAACUCCCUUAAAUUGUCUGCUAAAUAGAAAUGAAUAACUAUCCACUGAGUGAUUUGUCAAAUGACCAGUGAUCACUGAAAAAUAUUGUGUGGACAUCAAGUGUUAGUAUGAAGUAUAUAAUAAUUGGGACUUAUUUUAUUUUAUCUUUUUUUUUUUUUUUAAAUAAGAAGUCACCGUGAAAUGUACGCGAGGAGAUAAAUAUUCAGAUAAGCUUAUGAAAAUGUGAUUUUAAUAUUGACAUGAUGGUGUAGAUCAAAUGAAGGACUUGUGACAGAACAAUUUUGUCAACUUUGUCUUUCUAAUGCGAAUGGGUUCACGGUCAGCCCAUCUGCACCGAUUGUUCUUUUCUUUGCACUGAAACUUUUGCACGUAUACCAAGUGUGAUCGAAAUGCCUCUUUGCAGCUCUUCAUUACAAAUGUCUUGGAGAGGUAUUGAUCCCACUGAUGCCAUGAAUGUUGGGAAGGCCAAUGACCUGUACUGUGUUAACUCAUGGCUGGCUGGUUACGAAAGUUGACGAAACAACUUGGGCGCCACCUGUGUGUCUAUGUGUGUUAAACGUUGCAUUAUGUUUGUUCACUUUUAAGUGUCUUUUUUUUGCGGGAUGAUGAUGGUGUUUAUUGGUUUCAUCAGAAAUUUGUACAGAACUCAUACAGGAGCUGUUGACUCGUAGCUCAUCGGUAUGACUACACUAGACUGAAGUUUCUGAACUAAACCUCACGCUACUACAUUAACAGUCAUUCAAGCUGGGAUUGGAGGAGGAAGCGUUCUUUAUGAAAGCCUACUGACAGUAAACACCAACAACGUACAAAAUGCUCCAACAGUUUGUUGUGGAGCAGAAUAGGACUGCUGAAUGAAUGGCCAUUCUACCUUAAGCAGGACUGUCUUAAAUGCUUGUUCUUGAAUGGCAGUCUGCCACAUCCCUGAGAUGUAGACUACCACCUCAGCUGGAGGACAGAACGAACGAGCAGGGCAUUUGCCAAAAUGUUUAUUUACCACGUAAAUGUAGGAAAUAUAAAAAUUUAAAUGACCAAAAAAAGAAAAAAAACUUAAAAAUGAGCAAAAAACUUUUGAAAUGUGAAAGCUUAUUUUUUCUAUAAAGAAAUGCAAUAUGA